CUGUUGCAAGUGAAAAAGUUGUUAGGGAAUGAGCGACGAUUGUUUCAAGGCGAAUUUGAUGGUGAAUUGAUUGCUGCAAAAAAGAUUAAAGAAGCGGAGAAAACAGCACUUUUUAAUCUACUUCAUUUAAGCCACGAGAAUUUGAUUAAAUUUCGGUUAGUUUUGGAAGAUGCUUGUUUCUUUAUUAGUACCUUAAUUCAGAUUACCCUGUUUUCUUUUGAGUUUUUUGAAAUAACAAUUUUACUGCGUUUCAGACUACUUUUUUACUGUCUAAAGAUGAAUUUCAGAGGUUUUUUUACUGAAAAGUCGGAUAUCUAUAUUAUCAUGGAACUCUGUUCAAAAGGAUCUCUGGAACGACACAUUUACAGUGACAAAGAAGUCACAAGAGAAAUUUUUUGCAAGUGGGGGGAACAAAUUGUCAAAGGAAUGAGUUAUUUACAUUUAAAUAAAAUCGUUCAUCGUGACUUAAAACCUGCCAACAUUCUUUUGGGGGAAGAUGGGUUGUUGAAAAUUUGUGAUUUUGGUUUGUCGUGUCGAAUCUCCGCGUCGCAAAGUACGUCCAUUAAAAACGCUCUUGGCACUUAUUCUUACAUGCCACCAGAGAUGUUUAUUACGCAUCACUGUUCAAAAAAGAUGAGUAUUCACACUGACGUGUGGAAUUUUGGAGUGGUAAUGUGGGAGAUACUGAUGAGGGUAAAACCUUACGCACGUUGGAACUAUUAUCAGUUGACUGAGGGAGCACGUUCAAAGUUUGUUUUUGACAUUUAA
Molecule: messenger RNA, 768 nt
Organism: Enterobius vermicularis (human pinworm)
Lineage: Eukaryota; Metazoa; Nematoda; Chromadorea; Rhabditida; Oxyuridae
Source: the annotation of a GenBank genome assembly